Eruca vesicaria subsp. sativa (arugula) is the source of this 472-nucleotide messenger RNA. The record is from the annotation of a GenBank genome assembly. Lineage: Eukaryota; Viridiplantae; Streptophyta; Magnoliopsida; Brassicales; Brassicaceae.
UCCGAGCAAAGGUAAUAAUGUCAUCAUCAUCACUUCUACUCAUGAAACCUUUUUCCAGAAACAAUUACUCUGUGCAUGGGAUGCUCUUACCAAACUACAAAAUUUGGUUAUACAAGAGAGAAUUAAUCUGCAAAAGAAAAACUUGGAAAUGAAGCUGGCUCAUGUCCUUCUUUCUCAGGUUAAGCAUCUUGAGGCGGAGGACAUGAGAAGACAACACUUUUCAUCUAUUUCCAUGUCCAUACAAGCCAUGCAUUCUCUUCUUUCCAGGGUUCCCCUAAGGGAAGGUGCAAAGGUGAACAUAGAAUCUGCUGUCACUAUAUUUCAGAAGGGAGAAGCAGCCUCUGAUGCUAUCAUUUCAACUGUGAAUAGUUUUGCUCCUACGAUAGAGGAUAUCGUUCCACUUGCCUCUCAACUUGCUGAAGUGGUGGCACAAGAGAAGUUAAUGCUGGAGCAGUGCCUGAAAAUCUUAUGA